This is a messenger RNA of Capra hircus (goat), 3786 nucleotides long. RefSeq names its product von Willebrand factor C and EGF domains (gene VWCE). NCBI's taxonomy places the organism in Eukaryota, Metazoa, Chordata, Mammalia, Artiodactyla, Bovidae. Bases 501 to 3392 code for a protein of 963 amino acids. The transcript is spliced from 20 exons. The record is from RefSeq and is a predicted model, not a curated record. Gene Ontology annotation, biological process: cellular response to virus. Gene Ontology annotation, molecular function: protein binding; calcium ion binding. Gene Ontology annotation, cellular component: cytoplasm.
UUCUCGUACAACACAGGUAUCUCGGGCUCCAUCGCGACCAGCAAUUCCUGGGGCGCGCAGCCUCCAGCCUUGUUCCCGGAGUCUCUUUCCUCCCUGGGCCUCCGUCUCACGCCCACAGCCCUUCGCAGGAAGCCGACUCCCAAACCCGGGCAGGGGGUGUGGGCCGAGGACGAAACCCCGCCCCCAGGGGUCCCUGAUCUUUGCCCCCGCCCCGGGCUCCGCGCCUCCCCGGGAGGCCACCGGCGGGCCGGCGGGCGCCGCUGCCUUUUGUGUGUUUCGUUUCGAGGUGCGAGAGACCCCCAGCCGUUCGCCGCGUCCCCUCGCGGCCCCCGGAGCCUCCUCUCGGCGUCCCCAGCCCCCCUGCUCGGCUCCGCGUGCCAGCUCGGGGCUCGCUGGUUCGCUCCCCGCGGCGCCAGGAGGAGGGGCGAGGGCCCGCAGCCCCCUCCCCCGCGCGCGGCGCCGGAGCCCAGCCGAGCCGGGGGGACCCGCCGCCGCCGGUCAUGUGGGCCGGACUGCUCCUCCGGGCCGCCUGCGUCGCGCUCCUGCUGCCGGGCACCCCGGCCCGCGGCUACACCGGGAGGAAGACGCCGGGGCACUUCGGGGCCGAGAGACGCCGGCUGGGCCCCCACGUCUGCCUCUCGGGAUUCGGGAGUGGCUGCUGCCCUGGCUGGGCGCCCUCCAUGGGCAGUGGGCACUGCACCCUUCCCCUCUGCUCCUUUGGCUGUGGGAGUGGCAUCUGCAUCGCUCCCAAUGUCUGCUCCUGCCAGGACGGAGAGCAAGGGCCCACCUGCCCAGAAGCCCAUGGACCCUGCGGGGAAUACGGCUGUGAUCUCACCUGUAACCACGGCGGCUGUCAGGAGGUGGCCCGAGUGUGCCCCGUGGGGUUCUCCAUGACCGAGACAGCGGUUGGCAUCAGGUGUACUGACAUUGAUGAAUGUUUAAGCUCCUCUUGCGAGGGCCACUGCGUGAACACGGAAGGCGGGUUCGUGUGCGAGUGUGGGCCGGGCAUGCAGCUGUCUGCAGACCGCCACAGCUGCCAAGACACUGAUGAAUGCCUUGGGACCCCCUGCCAGCAGAGAUGUAAAAACAGCAUUGGCAGCUACAGGUGUUCCUGUAGAACUGGCUUCCAUCUCCAUGGCAACCGGCACUCCUGUGUAGAUGUAAACGAGUGUCGGAGGCCCCUGGAGAGGAGAGUCUGUCACCAUUCCUGCCACAACACCGUGGGCAGCUUCCUGUGCACCUGCCGACCUGGCUUCCGGCUCCGGGCUGACCGAGUGUCCUGUGAAGCUUUCCCCAAAGCUGUGCUGGCCCCGUCUGCCAUCCUGCAGCCUCUACAGCGCCCUCCUAAGAUGCUCUUGCUGCUUCCAGAGGCAGGCCGGCCCGCCCUCUCCCCCGGGCACAGCCCUCCUUCUGGGGCUCCAGGGCCCCCGACUGGAGUCAGGAGCACACGACCACCACCUCCCUCGCCUGCACUGUCCACGUUCUCCCCUUCCGCCCCGACGCCGCUGCUGUCCACCCCGGUGGCCACCCCCGUGCCGCAUCCCUCUCUGCUGGGAACCCUCAGACCUCCCGCACAACUCCAGGAGAAGACGGCGGUGACCCCUCCCUUGCCCAGGGGCCCCGAGACCACACGGCUGGCACCAGGACCCUCUGCCUGUUGGCACCUAGGGGCCACGUAUGAGUCAGGGAGUCGCUGGACAGAGCCUGGCUGUUCCCAGUGCUGGUGUGAGGAUGGGGAGGUGACCUGUGAAAAGGUGACGUGUGAAGCUGCUUGCUCCCACCCGAUUCCCUCCAGAGAUGGAGGGUGCUGCCCAUCGUGUACAGGCUGUUUUCACAGUGGCGUCGUCCGGGCUGAAGGGGACGUUUUUUCACCUCCUAACCAAAACUGCACCGUCUGUGUCUGUCUGGCUGGAAAUGUGUCCUGCAUCUCCCCCGAGUGUCCCCCCGACCCCUGCCAGGCCUCCCCGAAGUCAGACUGCUGUACUUGCAUCCCAGUGAGAUGCUAUUUCCACGGCCGGUGGUAUGCAGACGGGGCCGUGUUCAGUGGGGGUGGUGAUGAGUGUACCACCUGUGUCUGCCAGAACGGGGAGGUGGAAUGUUCCUUCACACCAUGUCCGGAACUGGACUGCCCCCGCGAGGAGUGGUGGCUGGGCCCUGGGCAGUGCUGCUAUGCCUGCAGGGAACCCGUGCCCAUGACAGGCUGCUCUCUCGACGACAACGGGGUUGAGUUUCCGGUUGGACAGAUCUGGUCUCCCGGUGAUCCCUGUGAGUUAUGCAUCUGCCAGGCAGAUGGCUCAGUGAGCUGCAAGAGGACAGACUGUGUGGACUCCUGCCCUCACCCGAUUCGAAUCCCCGGACAGUGCUGCCCAGACUGUUCGGCAGGCUGCACCUACACAGGCAGAAUCUUCUACAACAACCAGACCUUCCCAUCUGUGCUGGACCCGUGCCUGAGCUGCAUCUGCCUGCCCCCAGAACGAAAGGCCUUGCGAGUUUUCUGUGUCCUGCAGCUGGGCUCCGUGGCCUGCUCGCCCGUGGACUGCCCCAUCACCUGCUCCUACCCUUUCCACCCUGAUGGGGAGUGCUGUCCAGUGUGCCAAGACUGCAACUACGAGGGGAGGAAGGUGGGGAACGGCCAGGUGUUCACCUUGGACGAUGAGCCCUGUACCCAAUGCGUAUGCCAGCUGGGAGAGGUUACCUGCGAGAAGGUGUCCUGCCAGCAGGCCUGCUCGGACCGCACCACGCCCCGCAGGGACUGCUGCUCCUCCUGUCCAGAGUCCCUGGAGGAGAGCCGGGCACUGUCCCCUCGUGGAGACGUGGAGCUCAGCAAAGCAGCCCGGAGCCCCCGUGGAGACCCCGAGGCCCCCAUCAACUGCAGCUCCUGCCCAGGGCCCCCAGCGGUGGCUCCUCAGAGGCCAGCGCUCCAGCUCCUCCAGCUCCUCCUGAGAAUGAACCUGUCUAACACCCAGACUUUACCCGUGAGCCCCUCAGGAGCCCAGGCCUCACCCUCACCGUCUUCGAGGCCAAGGGGGCCCGGGGCCUCCCAGCCUCCUCAGCCCUCAUCGGGGCCUCUGAUCCCUCCAGGAGCCUCCUCUCUACCUCCGGCCUCUCCCAGGGCUCCCGGACCCCCUCCUUUGACUCCAGCGCUCCCGUCCUCCGCCUCCGGGGCCCACUCAGCGUCCAGAAGGCCUUCUCUGCCUGCCGCUGUCCCUCGUGGAGCCUCAGCCCUUUCCACAACAGGCCCCGGCGCUUCAGAGACCCCCGUCACUGUCCUCAGGCCUCGCAGGUCCUCUCCAGCCACCUCCAGACUCUCUGCAGCCCUCGUGGCCACAGCCAGCCCCAGCCCCCGGCAGCCCACCCUGGGGACCUCACAGGAGGAGGAGUCCACGGUGUAAGCAGGCCUCCGUUUCAGGGUCAUGCCUGGGGCAUGCGGGACAGAGAAGACUCUGCCAGCGGCCCUGGGAGUUUGCAGGGCCGCUCUGGGGACCAACGAAGCUGCUGAUCCUGCAGGACUCCUGGCACGGCUGGAAAAUCCUCAGGGCCUGAUGUAGCCUUGUUCACAGGAAGGAUUUGGGAUGUGUUGUGAGAAUCCAGCAACGUGUUCUCCAUGGUCAGCAUCCUGCCUGGACCACAGCCCGCCUAUCUUUUGAGAAAGGUUAGGGCAGCUGACUCCCUGCCCCGGAGGAGGAGGAAGGUCCGAAGGGCCUGGGAUUCCACUGGGAUUGUGCUACCAGCCGCCACAUGUCCUCACCUGGGGUCUCCUGAUUAAAAUCUGUCUGGUCUCCUGCA